Molecule: messenger RNA, 1794 nt
Organism: Lepisosteus oculatus (spotted gar)
Lineage: Eukaryota; Metazoa; Chordata; Actinopteri; Semionotiformes; Lepisosteidae
Source: RefSeq, a predicted model, not a curated record
ACAGCGAGACGUAGCUCUUCUGAUGACAAGGAGCGAAGCUCUUUUAAUACCCCGAAUUUCACAGACUCCAGAUGCACAACCCAAGUCAUAGGAAGCAAUAGAUGUGUUUUACUCCCAUAGAUCUACAGGACUGGAGCCUUUUCGGCUGUGGGAACGGAUGCGUCGGAACAGCGACGAGCGCGAAAGCGUGAGCGGGACAGCCGCGCUCCGCAGCGAGGCGAGCCGGGCAGCUGGCUGGGCGUUCCCGCCGGGAGCCGAGCCGAGGAGCGCGCCCGCGGGGCACCGUCUCUACGUGAUCGCAGCCGACCGGGCGGAUCCCAGAGAGGUCAUGUCUCUGCCGCGGACUCUGGGGGAGCUGCAGCUGUACCGGGUGUUGCAGCGCGCCAACCUGCUGGCCUACUACGACACCUUCAUCCAGCAGGGCGGCGACGACGUGCAGCAGCUGUGCGAGGCCGGGGAGGAGGAGUUCCUGGAGAUCAUGGCGCUGGUGGGCAUGGCCACCAAGCCCCUGCACGUGCGCCGCCUGCAGAAGGCCCUGCGCGACUGGGCCGCCAACCCCGCCCUGUUCAACCAGCCCCUCGCCAGCGUGCCCCUCAACAGCAUCCCGCUCUUCAAGAUCGACGCCACGGCCGGGGCGGCGGGGGCGCGGAAGUCCCUCAGCAACGGCCAGCCGGGAUCCCCCGGGGUGGACAGGGAGGGCAGCCAGGAGCGGGCCUCCCUGACUCCCAUGCGCAGCACCAGUCCCAAGAGCCCCUGCUCCCAGGCCUCGCCCCAGCCCGAGGGCAUCCUCUACCGGGACAAGCUGUCGCCCAUGGACCCCCAGUGGCUCAGCACGGCCCGGGCGGUGGCGGAGAGCGUGGCGCGCCUGCUGCGGACGGUGCCGCGGGCCGAGCCCGGGGAGGUGAAGGCCCUGCUCAAGCUGAACAAGAAGCUGGCCAAGACGGUGGGGCACAUCUUCGGGCUGGAGCCCGGCGACCCGGCCAAGGAGGAGGAGAUCCGCAAGUACAGCCUGAUCUACGGGCGCUUCGACUCCAAGCGGCGGGAGGGCAAGCAGCUGACUCACCACGAGAUGAUCAUCAACGAGGCCGCCGCCCAGUUCUGCAUCCGCGACAACGCCUUGCUCCUGCGGCGCGUGGAGCUCUUCUCGCUGGCCAGGCAGGUGGCGCGGGAGUGCGCCUACACCUCCACGCUGAAGAACGCCAGGACGAGCAUGGAGGACUGCCCCCUACCGGCCCAGAAGAAGAUCAAACAGGAGGUGGUGAUAUCAGAGUGCGUCUCCUCCUCUCACGAUGUGGCGGAGGGGCAGCCCACCGGCUCGGAGAGCUACCACCAGGGGGUGCUGAGACACGGCGCGGACGAAGACAGCCUGUCUGGAGAGAGCCUGGAUGGGCACGCACAGGGUGUGGGAUCCCAGUCCAGCCACUCCUCGUCCCCCUGCCCCCCCGCUGACCCCCCCGCCACUGCGGCUGCUCCCUCUGCCUGGAGCCGGCACCUCAUGCAGCAGACUCUCAUGGACGAGGGGCUGCGAUUGGCCAGGCUGGUGUCACAUGACAACGUGGGCCGGGUCAGCCCAGGAAUGACAGUGGUGGUCCAAGCUGCGGAGCAGGAAGACAGAGCCAGCGAGAGGCGCCUGUCCCAGCACCGGAGAAGAAGCAGCUCCUGCAGUACCAAAGACGAUUCGGAUCACAGCGGAAAGUGAGAGCCCCCCACCUUCCCCACCACCACCUACCUACCCCACUUUCACCCUCCCCACAAUUCAUACCCCUACCCCCAGCCAUCCUCUAUCCAGCAAUA